Daucus carota subsp. sativus is the source of this 1378-nucleotide messenger RNA. Its product is annotated as transcription factor RAX3. The transcript has 3 exons. The record is from RefSeq and is a predicted model, not a curated record. NCBI's taxonomy places the organism in Eukaryota, Viridiplantae, Streptophyta, Magnoliopsida, Apiales, Apiaceae. The coding region runs from base 166 to 1224 and encodes 352 amino acids.
CCUUGAACAAAUUCCAUGGCUGCUCCAGAGAACAUGUCCAUUGUUUUCUACUAGUCAUAUUAAUAGAUAAUAAUAAUACCCUCUGCCUCAUUUUCUUUAUCACCUCUCUCUCUUUCUCUCUCUCUCUCAAAACACACGCUCCUUCCUUCUUAUCUGAUCAAGAAGAUGGGAAGAGCUCCUUGCUGUGACAAAGCCAACGUCAAGAAAGGGCCAUGGUCUCCGGAAGAAGAUGCCACACUGAAGUCUUAUAUCGAGGAAAAUGGCACCGGUGGUAACUGGAUAGCUUUGCCUCAAAAAAUUGGGCUGAAGAGAUGUGGCAAGAGCUGUCGCCUUAGAUGGCUAAAUUAUCUUCGUCCAAAUAUCAAACAUGGAGAAUUCUCGGAAGAAGAAGAUAACGUAAUUUGCAGCCUCUACAUAAGUAUUGGGAGCAGGUGGUCAAUCAUUGCAGCACAGUUACCCGGAAGAACUGAUAAUGAUAUAAAGAACUACUGGAACACGAGGCUGAAAAAGAAGCUGCUAGGUAAGCAGAGAAAGGAAGUCCAAGCACGUCGAGAUCAUGCCAUUCAGAAGCAGCAGGAGAUGAUGAUGAAGAAGAAAGUGAUGGAAAAUCAAGGAGCUUCCGAGAUGCUUCCUGAUUGCCACAACCUCAACCAAAGCCCUUACUGGCCAGACCUAGCUGUGCUGCCUCCAAUUCCAUACUCAAACCAAGAGCCACGCUUCAACGACCACACUUCUUUCAGAAAAUUGCUCAUAAAUCUUGGUGGGAGAUUCUCUGAUCAUAAUCCUGAUCACAGUACUCUUAAUCCGGAUUUAAUUGUCGACCCUCAGUUUCAGACAAGUGGUACUAUUUCAUCUGUUCAGCCACCCCUCACCAUCAAGAGCUCUCAUUUGGAAGCCUUAAACAGUAACAAUAUUUCUCAAUUGCCAAAUAAUAACCACUGCAAUAUUAGUGAUCAAGCUGAAGGCAGUACAUUUCCCGGUGAAUUUAUUGAAGAAAUGUUGUACACUAUUCCUCCAAGACACGACGGAUUGGAAUUUUUAUAUGGGGACACAAGAUUUAGUACUAAUGGGGAAUUAAGCAUGGAUUGGGGUGAGAUGAGCUCUCUAUCAUACCUUCCUCCAGUAGAUCAUUCCAGCUGUGAAACGGCUCUUCAUCAGCCUACAAGCACAAUGCAAAAAGUUGGUUUUGAGGGGCUGAGGUACAUGGGAUCCGACGCGCAAUGACAAUAACGGUAUUGUACAUUGAGGUGUAAAUUUUUAUCAAGGGUUGUUGCAGACUGAUGGCAAAACCCUAGCUAAAUCAAUAAACUUAGUUUCUGAAAAGUUUCUCUUAUGUCUUAAUUAUGAUUGUUCUGAUAUUAGUAUUAUUGUGUUUGUA